Pocillopora verrucosa is the source of this 1966-nucleotide messenger RNA. RefSeq names its product DNA repair protein complementing XP-A cells homolog. Gene Ontology annotation, molecular function: damaged DNA binding. NCBI's taxonomy places the organism in Eukaryota, Metazoa, Cnidaria, Anthozoa, Scleractinia, Pocilloporidae. Gene Ontology annotation, cellular component: nucleotide-excision repair factor 1 complex. Gene Ontology annotation, biological process: base-excision repair; UV-damage excision repair; nucleotide-excision repair, DNA damage recognition. The record is from RefSeq and is a predicted model, not a curated record.
UUCAAGAUGGCGAGCGACUGAUCUGGAGGAAUCUUCCCGCUAAAAUCGAUGAUCUCAAUAUGGCAGAGAGGAAACUUACAGACGCACAAAAGGCUCGUAUUGAGAGGAAUCGCCAAAGGGCGUUGAUGCUUCGCAAUGCAAGGCUUUCCAAUCGACCUUAUCCAGAAAUGAAAUUGCGAGAUGGCGAUGCAUCCAAGGCUAACAGUAGCAGUGAGGCCUCUGCGACAAUAUCUCGUGUUGUUGAUACAGGGGGUGGGUUUUUAUUAGACCCGGAGGAAGAUGAAAGCCAAGGAGAGAGAAAUAAUCUUGUUAGAGAACCAGCACCCAUUCUCUAUGGAGAUCAGCUGCAUUGCCUUGAAUGCCAAAAAGAAUUCCUGACAUCAUACAUCUACAAACACUUCGAGGUUUAUGUUUGUGAUAAUUGUAGAGACCCUGAUGAAAAGCAUUCACUAAUAACAAAGACAGAAGCUAAGGAGCAAUUUCUCUUAAAAGACUGUGACUUGGACAAGAGAGAGCCGCCUUUGAAAUUCAUUUUAAAAAAGAAUCCACAUAGCUCCAGGGGAGAAAUGAAACUCUAUCUAAAAUCGCAGAUUGUUGAACGUGCUUUUGAGGUGUGGGGAGGAGAGGAUGGUCUUGAAGAAGCUAGACAGGGCAGAGCAGAGAAGAGAGAAGUUCAAAAACAAAGAAAAUUUGACAAGAAAGUUAAAGAACUUCGUCGUGCAGUAAGAACAAGCACAUGGAAGAAAGAUACUAGUAGACACCAGCAUCAGUUUGAGGAAGAAGAAGAAUAUAAUGAGGAAACUGAUGAAUGGACAAAAACAUGCAAGACAUGUGGUUAUCAAUUGACUUAUGAAAAGAUGUGAGACAAACAAAGAAUGAAACAAUGUAUUUAUUUCCUCACUAUACAUGUAUAAAAAUCUAAUUUAUUUCAGCUUUAUUACGCUGUAAAUGUUUUAAGUAUUGUCGAUUCAUAUACAUUGCAUUCCAAGACUGAGUUUAAGGUCUUGAAAUAAUAGGUUAGCUUGUAGGCAAAUGAAUAGAGUAUGUUGAAUUCGCGACCCUUAAGGGUGAAGGGAAUUGGGUUUGAUCUAUAAGUUGCAAUCAUAAACUUCAAAUGCAAUGUAUUAUUUGAACAGGACUAGUCAAAAAUGAUAGAAAAAUGUGAGUCCAUUGCAAUACAUAAUGUUUUUUUAUGUUGCUCAAAGGAAAAAUGUAAUGUGUCAACUUGACCCUACAGAAUUCUGGUUGAUAUUAUAAACUAAAAAAAAAAAAAGGAGAUUUAUACUAUCAUUUCAUUGUUUCCAAGUGAUCUUUUACUAUUGCUACAAUACUUGUAACUUCAGCCAUUGCUCCAAUACCUAAAAUAUGUAAAAAAAAGAUGGCAAAUUACAUGACUCAACAUGUAUUUUUUGCUUAUAAUUUUCCAUUUACCAGUAUUUGAGAAAAAUUGUUGCAGAGUUCCUGAGAGCUUGAUUGACUGGCUGACUUAUAUUAUAGACAGAGACACUAACAGAAUAAUAGAAUAAGUAUAACUCAGGUUCUAGGAACAAAUUCAUGUUUUACAGAAGAAAAACAUCAGGUAUAUACAUGGAACAGUCCAAAUAAAUCUUACCAGUAUCCUUGCAUGCCAGAGUCUUUUUGAUUGGUGGGACAUAUGUAUAUCCUAAGUUAAUUAGCCGUUCAACCUGCUCAGAGGUGAUUGGGUGUUCCCACAUUAGAGUGUUCAUUGCUGGGCAGAACAGUAAAGGUUUCUUAAGAUCCCAUGCACGGACUAUGCAGGUCUGGUAAUAAGCAAAAGAAUAUGUUGUCAGCAAUGGCUAAGUUUGCUAAGUGAGUUGAAAGUUAAAGGUUUGAACUCACCAAGAGGUUGUCGCACAAACCAUUUGCCAUUUUGGCCAUAGUGUUGGCAUCAAGUGGUGCAAUAACCAAAAUGUCAGCCCAACGUCGCAGCUACUGGAAAGUGAUA